AGAGCUACAUAAAGAAAGUGAAACUUUUUUAGAGAGAUAGAAAGAACAAAUAACAGAAAUUAACACGAAGAAUAAACGAAACAUUAAUUUGUGAUUUUAUUAAUAAUUAUUCUAUUAUAUACAAUAUAAUAAUUAGUUUCUGAUUUGAUAAUCAGGUUUAAAUUCGCGUGUAGGAUGCGUGUUUGUUCUGAAUUGCAUUGCGUGAAUCCAGCAUAGAUCUAAGGAUCGAUUAGGCUGAAAGAAUACUGGUUUGAGUGAAACAGAUGUAUCUCCUGAUGUAGUUAAACGACCUUCUUGUUUCCAUUGUAUUAGUGUAUCGGUUUAGUGUUUUCCUUUCCUAGCCACAGGAUUUGUGGGUGGUGGUAUUGCGAUCCUGUUUUGUGUUUGGUGAUCCUUUUUUAAUCAUUUUGAGGGCGCUUUGAGUUUGGUUUGCGACGUUAGGGCUGUGAGAAAAAUCCAUUGUUUCCUUCCCUUUGGUAAUGUCUCGACAGUCUCGUAACUUGGAAAGCCCAGUUCAAACCCAAAUGGCUGUAGCAGCUUUUAGCAGUCCCCUAGGGAAGGAGUACCACAGAACAGAUGGGAUGGUAGGGGUGAAAUCGUCAGGAAGGAGGCGAGUUUUUGUUCAAACUGAAACUGGUUGUGUGUUAGGAAUGGAGUUAGAUCGAAGUGAUAAUGCUCAUACAGUUAAAAGAAGGUUACAGAUUGCGCUUAAUGUCCCGGUUGAUGAAAGUUCUUUGACUUUUGGAGAUAUGGUGUUGAAGAAUGAUCUUAGUGCUGUCCGUAAUGAUUCACCUCUUCUCUUAACACGAAAUUCAAUACAUAGAAGCUCUUCAUCUCCUUGCUUAUCCCCAACUGGUAGGGAUAUGCAACAGGGAGAUCGGAGUGGUCCAAUUGAGAUCUUGGGGAAUGCUAGUAGCUUCAACAAAACGAAACAAAUUGUUAAGGAGAUUGUUAAAGCGAUUAAGAUAGGUGUUGACCCGAUCCCAGUUCAAAGUGGACUUGGAGGUGCUUAUUAUUUUAGAAACAGUAGAGGUGAGAUAGUUGCAAUUGUGAAACCAACAGAUGAAGAGCCAUUUGCUCCUAAUAACCCGAAAGGGUUUGUGGGUAGAGCUUUAGGUCAGCCUGGGUUAAAAAGGUCUGUUCGGGUUGGUGAAACUGGUUAUAGAGAGGUUGCUGCUUACCUUCUUGAUCAUGGUCACUUUGCCAAUGUGCCUCCCACUGCCCUUGUCAAGAUCACUCAUUCUAUUUUCAAUGUUAAUGAUGGUGUAAGUGGAAACGGCAGUCACAACAAGAAGCCUCAUAAUGCAAAGAAAUAUUUUAGCAAGCUUGCAUCUUUCCAGCAGUUUAUCCCUCAUGAUUUUGAUGCCAGCGACCAUGGAACUUCAAGUUUUCCCGUUGCUGCUGUUCAUCGUAUAGGUAUUUUAGACAUACGUAUUUUUAACACUGACAGGCAUGCAGGGAAUUUGCUGGUCAGAAAGGUUUCUGAUGAUGAUGUCGGGAGAUUUAGUCAAGCUGAGCUCAUACCUAUCGAUCAUGGUCUCUGUUUGCCCGAAAAUUUGGAGGAUCCGUAUUUUGAGUGGAUCCACUGGCCACAAGCUUCAAUCCCGUUUACAGAUGAAGAACUCAAAUACAUUAAAGAUCUUAAUCCAUAUCGUGAUGCAGAAAUGCUGAAAGCCGAACUUCCUAUGAUUAGGGAGGCCAGCCUUCGUGUGUUAGUUCUCUGCACAAUUUUCCUCAAAGAAGCUGCUGGUUAUGGGCUUACACUUGCUGAGAUUGGCGAGAUGAUGAGUCGGGAGUUUCGUCGUGGUGAAGAAGAACCUAGCGAGCUUGAAGUGUUGUGUCUAGAUGCAAUGAAAUUGGUAGGCGAGAGGGAAUGGGAGAUGUCUGUUUUAUCCUCUAAAACCGAAGGAGAAGAAGAUUCUAUCCAGUUUGAAAUUGAUUGUGAUGGUCCCGUCUUUGACAUAAAUGAUGAAUUUGUGAGCCCCACCCCAGCAUCCCACUUCGGAUCUGGACGAAAUCCAUUUUCUAAACAUUAUGAAACCAUUGAAGAGGAAGAUGAAGAUGAUGAAGAACAUACGGGGAAUGUUGGAAUUCACGCACCAGGAAAGCUACCUUUGUUAACAAGCCAGUCAAUGUUGCUGAAGAAUAACUUAUUCACAGCUCAUAACUUGAAGAGUCUAAAGACAAAAACAGAAAACAAGGGUUAUUAUGUAUUUGGAGCAGUGAAUUCAUCAUCUGGACAUAGGAGUGCAAGUGAGCAGCUUCCCGCUAGUGUUAAUUUUGUGAAGUUGGCAGACAUGAACGACGAAGAAUGGGGGCUUUUUCUAGAGAAGUUUCAAGAGCUGGUUUACCCAGCAUUUGCAAACCGCAAGUCGGCAGCUGCUGGGCAGAGGCAGCGACAGAGGCUUGGAACUUCUUGCCAGUUUUGAAAGAGUGUUUGCAGGUAUAACUUGACUUGUAGUCUAUGUAACGAGAGUUUGACUUUGAAUAAGGGGAGUAGUUACUAGUUAGUCUGGUUAGUAAAUAUUGCUAAAGAAAGAGUCGACUGAAUGAGAGGGUGUGGUUUAGAACAUAAAAGAGUUUUAAUUUAUAUGUAUCUUUGACUUGUUUUUAUAAAUCAUAUGUAGCAUGACAAUCCGAAAGGGUCUAGAAAGGAAGAAAAGAAAUGAAAAGUUUAUUGUAAAUAUAUAUCAUCUGGUUGGUUUGGUUUGUUUGUAUCA
Messenger RNA from Erigeron canadensis, 2720 nucleotides. Its product is annotated as phosphatidylinositol 4-kinase gamma 5-like. Lineage: Eukaryota; Viridiplantae; Streptophyta; Magnoliopsida; Asterales; Asteraceae. The coding region runs from base 480 to 2429 and encodes 649 amino acids. The record is from RefSeq and is a predicted model, not a curated record. The transcript has 2 exons.